This is a messenger RNA of Solanum stenotomum, 1317 nucleotides long. RefSeq names its product 1-aminocyclopropane-1-carboxylate oxidase homolog. The record is from RefSeq and is a predicted model, not a curated record. The transcript has 3 exons. Bases 64 to 1185 code for a protein of 373 amino acids. Lineage: Eukaryota; Viridiplantae; Streptophyta; Magnoliopsida; Solanales; Solanaceae.
AUCAUGUCCAUUAGGUACUAAGUGGCCUCAGGAACUCUUGUUCAUAACAUUCUAACGAAGAAGAUGGUACUCUCUAGCACUGAUGAUUUUCAGGUCACAGUGGAGAAAAGUUAUGACAAAAUGAGUGAAUUAAAAGCCUUUGAUGAUACUAAGGCUGGUGUCAAAGGGCUUGUUGAUGCUGGAAUCACUAAAAUACCUCAAAUAUUCAUUCUACCACCAAAAAACAGGACGGAGUUAUCGGAUACAAAUGAAACACAAUUCAUUUUCCCUGUAAUAGAUCUUGAAGGCAUCGACGAGGACCCAAUCAAGCAUAAAGAGAUUGUGGACAAAGUUCGAGAUGCAUCGGAGACAUGGGGUUUCUUCCAAGUGGUGAAUCAUGGGAUUCCAACAUCUGUCUUGGAAGAAAUGCUACAAGGAACACGGCAGUUUUUUGAGCAAGAUGUCGAGAUUAAGAAACAGUAUUACAGUAGAGAUACUACGAAAAGAGUGAUUCAUACUAGCAAUUUUGAUUUGUAUAGCCCUUCUGUUCCAGCUGCAAAUUGGAGAGACACACUUUUCUGUUUAAUGGCUCCUGAUCCUCCCAGUCCACAAGAAUUGCCAACAGCAUGCGGAGAAAUACUAAUGGAGUACUCUAAGGAUGUGAUGAAAUUAGGCUUCUCCUUACUUGAAUUAUUAUCAGAAGGUCUUGGUCUCGAUCGUUGCCAUCUCAAAGAUAUGGAUUGCGCGGAGGGGCUAGGUAUUUUGGGACAUUACUAUCCAGCAUGCCCUCAGCCAGAACUCGCGAUAGGUACCAACAAACACUCUGACAAUGAUUUUAUCACCGUACUUCUACAAGAUCAUAUCGGAGGACUUCAAGUGCUUCAUCAGAAUCAGUGGGUUAAUGUUCCUCCUACACCUGGUGCUCUUGUUGUGAACAUCGGAGAUCUUCUUCAGCUUAUAUCAAAUGACAAGUACAUAAGUGUUGAGCACAGAGUAUUGGCAAAUAAAGUUGGACCAAGAAUAUCAGUAGCAUGCUUCUUCUACACAGGUUCAAUGCCAUCUUCCAAGCUUUAUGGACCGAUUACUGAAUUGUUAUCGGAAGAUAAUCCUCCAAAAUAUCGCGCAACCACAGUGAAAGACUACCGUGACUACUUCCGUAAAAAAGGCCUAGAUGGAACUUCUACAUUGUCACAUUACAGGAUCUAAUCCUAAUGUAACAAUUCAAUUUAUGAUAAGAACUGAGAACUUUACUUUCGAUGCUUGUUUGGAUGGUUAUUACCUAUUGUAUUGUAUCAUAUUGUUACUUUAAAUACAAUGUUUGUUUGUAUUGUUACUUAA